Messenger RNA from Chiloscyllium plagiosum (whitespotted bambooshark), 656 nucleotides. The record is from RefSeq and is a predicted model, not a curated record. NCBI's taxonomy places the organism in Eukaryota, Metazoa, Chordata, Chondrichthyes, Orectolobiformes, Hemiscylliidae.
AUGGAGGAAGUUGCAGCUGCGGUUAUCUUGUCAGCAAAUAUUCCCACCAAAUUUGAAUUUACCGCUGAAGAGGUUGGAGAAUCUCUCGAAUUGAAGAAGGACAACUGUGUGAAAACAAUAUUAACGUGCCUUUACCAAGACAAUGAGUUAAUUCUCUUGAAUGAAACUGUAAGACACACUUGCCCUGAUGAGCCCCCACCAGAGCACAAUUGUAAAGUUGUCGGUCUAGAUUUAAGUGGAUGCUGCAAGAUAUACAGCUGUGAGCAAGGAAAAUCACAAUGUGUACCUGUCAACUACACAGAAACUCUGAGGCUUGAUGGUUGUGAACACAACGUUACCAUGGCUCGCUGUGCAGGACAGUGCGAUUCUUCUACAGAGUACAAUGCACUGACCAACCGCAUCAUGCACAAAUGUGGCUGCUGUGUGCCAAUGAAUUAUGAGAAAAAGACUGCACUGCUGCAAUGUGAAAAAGGACCCCCAAAAGCCAAGGAAUAUGUUGUGUUGAAAAAUUGUGAAUGUGAUUAUAAGAUUUGCAGACAUGAAACCAAAUACACAACACAAAGCUAAAUGUAGGAAUGGAUUUUUCAAAUGCAAAUUAAAUGUUAUAGUUGUUGCAUUCUUUUAACAGCUUUGUGAUGUAAACGUUGUCCCAUUAA